AUAACAUAUCAUUGAUUGAUAAAAAACGUGACAUUUGCAAACUGAUCCUCCUCCUCCUCCUCCUCCUUCCUCCUUUUCCCAUCCAUCCAAGUCCGGGACAAAAGUUUGCAACUUUUUUCAAUAAUUUGGACACGCCACUCCAUAUCUCUAUCUCUGUGCAACGUCAGUGACAAUAACUCCUCGCGUCGCGUUCCUUUGCUCGCUUUCCGGUUGGGUACUUACCGCUCUUCUAUUUAUAGUGUACUUGAACAGAGCGUUUGGAGUUAAAAGCUCUGUCUCACCGACACACACGCAACCCCGGAGAACACAGCAGGAGUAAGAAUAACAGGAUCCGAUCAGUGGUGUACUUGAGUGGAGUGGGGUGCCGUCUGUCCAAAAUCUCUAGAUUAUUUUGAGAGUUCCAUGGCCCCAGCAACAGGAGCAUCUUCAGAUUUGAUUAAACCUCGAGAUGUUUGCAUCGUCGGUGUUGCACGGACCCCAAUGGGGGGCUUCCUUGGUUCCCUGUCAUCUUUGUCAGCUACCAAGCUUGGUUCUAUAGCUAUUGCAUGUGCUCUUAAAAGGGCAAAUGUUGCUCCAUCACUUGUGCAAGAGCUCUUCUUUGGAAAUGUUCUCAGUGCAAAUUUAGGCCAAGCUCCUGCCAGACAGGCUGCGUUAGGUGCGGGUAUACCCGAUACAGUGGUUUGCACCACCAUUAACAAAGUAUGUUCAUCAGGGAUGAAAGCAACAAUGCUUGCAGCACAAACUAUCCGAUUGGGUACUCAUGAUGUUGUUGUGGCUGGUGGAAUGGAAAGCAUGUCUAAUACUCCUAAGUAUCUUGCUGAAACAAGAAUGGGAUCUCGGUUGGGACAUGAUAAAAUUAUUGAUGGCAUGAUCAAAGAUGGCCUGUGGGAUGUUUACCAUGAUUUUGGAAUGGGAGUGUGCGCAGAGUUGUGUGCUGAACAACAUAAAAUUACAAGGGAGGAGCAGGAUGCUUAUGCUGUCCAAAGCUUUGAUCGUGGAAUUGCUGCUCAUCGCAGUGGUGCAUUUGCAUGGGAAAUAGUUCCAGUUGAAGUUUCUCGGGGGAGAGGGAAAUCAUCCACCAUGGUUGAUAAGGAUGAAGGUUUAGAAAAGUUUGAUGCUGCAAAACUAAGGAAGCUUAGACCAAGCUUCAAGGAUGGAGGUUCUGUUACUGCUGGCAAUGCUUCUAUCAUAAGUGACGGUGCUGCUGCAUUAGUGCUAGUGAGUGGAGAGAUGGCACUUAAACUUGGGCUGCAAGUUAUUGCUAAGAUCAGAGGGUAUGCUGACGCUGCUCAGGCUCCUGAGUUAUUUACAACUGCUCCAGCCCUUGCUAUACCGAGAGCUAUUUCAAAUGCUGGUUUGCAGGCUUCUCAAAUUGAUUAUUACGAAAUAAAUGAAGCCUUUUCUGUUGUUGCUCUGGCCAAUGCAAGGCUGCUCAAUCUUAGUCCUGAAAGACUGAAUGCACAUGGUGGUGCAGUGUCUCUGGGACAUCCACUAGGUUGUAGCGGAGCUCGUAUCUUGGUCACGUUGUUAGGGGUACUGAGACAUAAAAAUGGAAAGUUUGGGGUUGGUGGAAUCUGCAAUGGGGGAGGAGGAGCAUCUGCGCUUGUUAUAGAACUCAUGCCAGUUGCGAGGGUGGGACGUUCCAUGCUAUGAAACUGAAAUUGGUCUGUCGUGCGUGUUGUCUCAGCUGCUGCCUGUUGUGCAAUUAUGUGGCUGUUCAUUAUUUCUUUUUUCUCCAACAAGAAGAAUGUAUCAAAUGUUCGUCAUCAGAAAUACGUGUCUGCCCAAUGUGUUGCCUUAAUGUUUCUAUAUUUGUUCCUCCGUUGAGAAACUACUUAUGUUCUGCAAAUCACACCUUCAUGUCAACCUAACCACCUCGUAUGCACCAAGUCUGAAGUGUGCCUCCACACCCGAGCAUAUGCAGCCGGCCGCCAGAUAGAUGUGACUACUUGAUUGUGAGGCGGAUCAGCAAACUAUUUCGAUCCCUUGUAUUGUAAUGGUUUAAUGCAAAGACAAUCAUUCGAAUUAUAUCUAAUCACUGGCCUGGCCCCUGGUAUACUAUAGUAUAGCGGCAGCCCGGAGUUCAUUUAGAAGUGAUGGUGAAGAAGCCAUGCAUGAAGCGGUUAUGGUGCGCAUCCAAAUCAUCUCCCAAAAUAUAACUAGCAUAUAAAAUAGGAGACCAAAGUGUAAUUAAUGUUGUUAGCUUCAUCUUUUACAGAAUCAAACCAUGCUUAGUCUGCAUAGGCUGGAUUAGGUUUCGGACAAGACAAUGAAACUGUGAUGAAAAGAUA
Molecule: messenger RNA, 2291 nt
Organism: Ilex paraguariensis (yerba mate)
Lineage: Eukaryota; Viridiplantae; Streptophyta; Magnoliopsida; Aquifoliales; Aquifoliaceae
Source: the annotation of a GenBank genome assembly